This is a messenger RNA of Mucor mucedo, 1440 nucleotides long. RefSeq lists its product as uncharacterized. The transcript has 6 exons. Lineage: Eukaryota; Fungi; Mucoromycota; Mucoromycetes; Mucorales; Mucoraceae. The coding region runs from base 1 to 1440 and encodes 479 amino acids. The record is from RefSeq and is a predicted model, not a curated record.
AUGCGUACACCAAUUUAUCCUGAAAUUGAAGCUUUUAUACAGACGAAAAAGUUGAAAAAAUAUGAAAGCCAACAACAGGAAACUGCUAGUGAAACCAUUAACAAACCAAUGGUGUACCAAAAUUUAUCAGUUCAAAAUUUUCAAUCACAAUAUCCACUUAUUCCCCACCUCGCCGAAGUAUGGGAUGAGCUUAACGGUGUUGAAGGCGUCAACUUGACAGUUGAUAAAGGAAAUUUAACUCUUUACGGCCAAGUGGUUUCAUCCGCUUGUGAAUCUAUAGCUACUUGUUAUAACAACUAUUAUAUAGAGAACUUUGAAAAUAUUAUUGCAAACUACUUUAUAUACAUGAUCCGUCAAGCAUUUCAUGACAUAAAAAUGCCCAUAGUAAAACAUAUAGUAUACGAACAUGUGCUCAAUGUACUAUUUUCUCCAGGACUGGGAGCCAUCAAUUCUGACAAUAUUUCCACUUCUUUGAACAGCGAAGAGCAAGAAAACAUUUGUACGUUUUUAAACCCAUUGAUAUUGGAGAUCAAGAAUCGUAUACCAGCAUUUCCUGUGACAAAGGCAACUCUAAAUAAUGCCCCAUUCAGCAUUAUGCCAGUACUUAAGCACAUUCUGGAGAAAUAUGAGUCCUUAAUUGUGGAAGCACCGCUACCUGUUCCUGUCUCUCAAUUGGAAAUCAUCUCACAAGAACAAUCAGACGAGAUCGAUCAAGUAAAUAAAAGACCAAGAAAAAAGAAGAAAGUAAAAAAAAACAGAAACGACAACAACGGCGUAAAAAGAGAUUUCCAGCCGCCUCGUCUCUUCAGUCUAUUCCCGAACCCUGGCUUGCAUUGGCGUUUCGUUAAAAUAGAUAGCCAAAAUUUGACUGGUCUGUUUCCGACGGCUUCAAUGGAACGGUUAGAGGAAGAAACAGUUUUUGAAUACACCCAAAGAUAUUUUUUUUCCCGUUUUAAUUUUGCUAAAAUAAACAUAAAUACUGAAGAAAUCGAUCGUUAUUUUAGACCUUGCACAGUAGAUCCCAACAGGAAAGAUGCUUUUGUGUCAUUUCAUGGUAACACGGAUGUUAGGCGGCUUUCAUCUGCCGAAUAUUACAACAUGAAUGGAAGUGCCAAUCGUAUGAAGUUGGAGCAAGACAGGAAGAAAGAACAAGGAGUGCAAACAAUCGAGACAAACAUACCUUCUGUAAAGUCAGCAGUUGCAGAUAAAUAUAUUACGCAUGACACACUAUUUAGUUUUUACAAUUUUCAGACAGCAAGAGUCAAAUGGUGUAAUUACAUUGGAAAACAGCGUGCCCUCCAGGAUGCUGUAAAUAUCCUAAUUAACGGAUCAAAGAAGUACAAUAAAGGACGACGGAAGAAAACAAGAAAAAACAAGAGAAAAAGAAGCAAGACAGCUGCAAAAAAUUUGAGGAGGGUGACAAAAGUAAAAUGCCAUUGA